Messenger RNA from Trifolium pratense (red clover), 495 nucleotides. RefSeq names its product probable ATP-dependent RNA helicase DDX47. Bases 1 to 495 code for a protein of 164 amino acids. The transcript has 4 exons. Lineage: Eukaryota; Viridiplantae; Streptophyta; Magnoliopsida; Fabales; Fabaceae. Gene Ontology annotation, molecular function: nucleic acid binding; ATP binding; RNA helicase activity. The record is from RefSeq and is a predicted model, not a curated record.
AUGAAGUCAUUUACAGAUUUGGGCUUAUCUUUUGAAUUGGUGGAAGCUUGUGAAAAAAACCUGGUUUGGUAUGAUCCGACGAAGAUUCAGAGAGAAAUGAUUCCCCUUGCACUACAAGGAAAAGAUGAUGUGUUUGCAAUUUCCCCACCGCGUUCCGGUAAGGUUGGGGAUUUUGUUCUUCCUAUAUUGCAUACCCUCUUAGAAACCAGACCGAACCUAAACACUUUCUUUGCUUGUGUGCUAUCUCCUACAAGGCACCUUGGUGUUCAAAUUGCUGAAUACUUUUUUGCUCUAGGAUCUCAAUUUGGUGUCAAUGACGGUGCUAGUAGGGGAGGAUACUUAGAACAGGAGGAUGUCCGUAAGAUCCAAGGUUUUCGUCAACGAAUAUGUGAAGAUAAGCAGGUGCAUUCAGGUCAUAAAAUUCAUGAUUGUGAUGAAGUUGGAGAUAAGGAUGGAGUGAGCUAUGAAGACAUUGAAGAAUCAGAGCUAGACUAA